AUGGAGGUCUGCCGAUUGUGUGCUACGGUGCUCACCGAAAGUACGUCGAUUUUCUCCAGGAGACACGGAGACAGUCUCGCCGACAUGGUUCGAUUCGUGUCAGCCGUUCAGAUCAAUGAAACUGAUGGACUGACCAGUCUGGUAUGUGCGGAUUGUGUCGAGUUAACAGUGGACGCAUUUCACUUCGUGAAACGAGUACGCGAGGUAGAUGAAAAUCUACGCCAAUCACUGUUGGAAGCGGAAGCGCAAAGUCUGGAGGAAUCUCGGGAUCCUGAUAAAGGUGAGCAAGUCAUAACACCUUCUCAAGACGCGAAAGAAUCUGAUCUGCAGGUGGAACUGCAUCCAGUUCAAAAUGACAUUCAAUUUGAUAUGGAUGAAAUAUCUGUUGAAUAUUUGGAAGAGGAACCGGAAGAUGUAUCGAAGAAGCUUAUAAGCCUCCUGAUAGAAUCGGUCAAUGAAUUCGGAUCGGAUAAGUGGAUUAAAAUAGAGCAAGACCUGAACUAUGAAGGUAUACUGCAUGAACAAGAUCUGAACCAAGCAGAAAGUGAUGAAGAGGAUGAUGAUGAGAAAAGCAAUUCGGAUGAGGAGAGAUUAGAGCAUAUAGAACCGAGGCAUAUCGAUUUCGAGCCUAGCGGAAAGGAUCAGGCAAUAUGCUGUGGAUGUGAGGCAAACUUUGGAACGGUAGAGGAACUGUACCAGCACGGAGUUGACCAGCAUUUAAAUCAACCAUCGUAUCCGGAUAUCGACCAGGGAAUCCAAUGCAACAUAUGCUACAAAUACUUCAAAACGAAGACCAGCCUCCGGAACCAUCAAGUCCUAGUGUACAAGCCGAAAAUCUACUCCUGUCACAGCUGCGGAAAAGCAUUCGAAUGUCCCUCCAAGCUGGCCAACCAUGAGUUGAUCCACACAACCGAGCGUAACUUUGCGUGUUCGGUUUGUGGGGGCACCUUCAAAACGGCCACCGAUUUGCGAGGCCAUCAACGCAUUCACCAGGAGAAGAGUGCAGUUUGCAGCGUUUGUGGGGCUAAAUUUCACAAAAAGUCCCACCUGAGAUCGCAUCUGAAAACUCACGAUGAUAACGCGUACGAAUUCGCCUGCAGUUUGUGUCCGAAGAAAUUCAAAGAAAAGUCCAACUGGAAGAACCAUUUGAAAGUUCAUACCCAGGAGAAGCCCUACAAGUGCGAAUACUGCCCAAAGGAGUUCCGCUACACGACUGAUAGGAAGCGGCAUGAAAUGACCCACACGGGGAAUUAUCCACAUCGCUGCACUGGUUGCGGCAAAGCUUUUGCUCGUGGCAAUUUGCUGCAGGUGCACAUUCGUGUUUGCGGGAUGAUGCAUGAAAAAUAG
Molecule: messenger RNA, 1347 nt
Organism: Aedes aegypti (yellow fever mosquito)
Lineage: Eukaryota; Metazoa; Arthropoda; Insecta; Diptera; Culicidae
Product: zinc finger protein 184
Exons: 3
Coding region: 1-1347 (448 amino acids)
Cellular component (GO): nucleus
Molecular function (GO): zinc ion binding
Source: RefSeq, a predicted model, not a curated record